GGAGCUUCAGACAAAGUCAGACUAAAUAAGCAUGAACUGAUAAGUGCUGAAAGUCAUGGAAAGUUUAAACAUCUUUGUUACCAUGGCAACUGAGCAAACUCGGUGACAAUAAAGGUUAAUACUGUCGAAAACUCCAGAGCAAACUAGUAAGUGAACCUUGAGAUGAAAUUUAGACAGCACUAGUAUGGGGGGAGUAACUUAAACUGCAAAAUGUGCUAAGAGGUUUAGCAACUCAUUUAAAUCAUUAUCGCGUGUAAAAUUGAUGGCUUGUGCAAAAGAAACGGGAGCGUCGGGAACUUACGGAUUUUCUCGCGAGAGUUCUCCGCCACAGAUAUGGAGACGCGACCGGAUUGAAUUUUAGCAGCCAGUGUUUGGAGAGGACAGCAUCGUAUUACAGUAAACUUGUAACCUCACUUGCAGUGCUCAGGUGCUCUUAAAGGGCUUACAUGUCGAUAUUGCGCAUGUGAGUGUGGAGAUUCUGAAGUCCAGAAAAGCGCUUGUAUGUGAGUAUGGGCGGCGUUUUCCUCAUGUGUACAGCCAGAGAAAAGAAAAGGCGUCGGUAUGGGGGGAGAGAGAGCUCAGGGGCUCCGUGCAGACUCAGGAAAUAAGUGGACUGCAUGCAUGAAUCCGCCUUCACUGCUCGAGAAUCGUACAGCUUCACAAACAAAAGAUUUCUGUAAAUUCUCCACUCGCUUUCUGUAAAUGUCAUCGCGAUGCAUCCGGAGCUAAAUAGUCCAUGAGCCCCGGUAUCGAUCCAGCCAGCAGGUCGGGCCCGGCUGGGCUGGUUGGAGGUGUAAUGCGUAAUAAAGGAAUAAUUUGAGAGGGACACCGCCUGGGAUCAAACACGAUGUGCGGACUAAUGGUGGAUCAAACGGACCCCAUCGCGAUCAACGCAAGUUCCCUAAAGCCGGCUGGGAUGACGGGACGCGAGAAAUGGGUUUAGGUCACUGACUCCUAAAUGUACCGCCUCCCUUUGGGUGAGAUAGAGGCACAAAAACACUCUGUCCUCCACCUGUGUCCAUCAACAUGGAUAAACUCACCGUGAUAUCAGGAUGUCUCUUCCUCGCUGCAGACAUCUUCGCCAUCGCCAGCAUCGCCAACCCGGACUGGAUCAGCACUGGAGAUUCAGCUGGCUCUCUGACUGUGGGUCUGGUCCGGCAGUGCCAGACCAUCCAUGGCCGAGACAGGACCUGCAUCCCUCCGCAGCUGCCCCCAGAGUGGAUCACCACACUCUUCUUUAUCAUCCUGGGCAUCAUCUCCCUCACUGUCACCUGCAGCCUCCUGGUGAUGUCACGCUGGUGCCGCGAAGCUGCUCGAUAUGCCCGAUGGAUCGCCUUCAGUGGGAUGGUCCUCUUCUGUAUGGCCGCCCUCAUAUUCCCGAUCGGCUUCUACAUCGAUGAGGUUGGAGGGCAGCCAUAUAAGCUCCCAAACAACACGGUGGUCGGCUCCUCCUACGUACUCUUUGUUCUUUCCAUAUUCUUCACCAUAGUGGGACUGCUGUUUGCUGGGAAGGUCUGCUUGCCUGGCUGACAUACCCUCCUCCUCCUCCUCCUCCUUGUCUUUUUGAGAAAUGCUGCCAUUGGAGUAAAAUUUUGUCUUGACUCAUCUGUGGCAGUGCUGGAAGCGUCAUCAGAGUGAAACAAAACUGAGAAGCACCUGUUUGUGGUUUCCUGUUGGAUGAAUUGUCAAGAUGCUCGUAAUGGCAGUGGAAAUCAUUGUGGACCAUCUGUUUGGUCAGAGGCUGAGCAGACGCAGGGACCUUUGAAAUGGCGGUCGUCAGCAUCCGUCCUGAAUGAGCGCGAAGUGAUAGACAGGAGAAUGUUGAAAAGCAUGGAUAAAAACAACAGGACUUUGAAGUGAGCCUGUGGUAAUAUCCAUCAUCUUAAGAUUCAGUGACAGAUAAGCUUGCUCUUCUCAUCAACCAAGAUGCACAUAUUGAGGUCAGACCGGACACUGGCCUAAACACCAAAUAUUGGCUGGUUACCUCCAAUACCACAGAAGUUUUUCCCUGACCACAGCUACAUGAAACAGUCUGUAAUAAUGAAUUCUCACUUUCUCGGCACAUUUUAUUUAUUUGUUUAAUUGCUCAGUUAUGUUUUUUGUAAAGAUGUUUUGUAUUAAAGGUCCUAAUGUAUCCCAGAUUUUCCCUGCCAUUAAAGUGGUGAAUCACUUUGCCUUAAUGAGCUCUUAACCUUAAAAUAACUACAAAAUAUUGGUGAUUUUAAUGGGGUCGGCUCUAAAAUUCAGGAUACAUGAUAUGAUUUGACAUAAAAAUGUUUGAGCUGGGCAAAAAUGCGUUUUCAGCAACAUCUGUCCAAAAUGAUUGAUAAAUGACACACGUUAGUUAGUCAGUUGAACUCCUCUCUCUUGCUAUCGGAGUGAGUAAUGUAAAGUUGUGUCUGUGGAUGGGUUGCAGGACAAUGAGCUGGUCUCUCUUCGAUGCUGUUGAGCUGAAUCUUCGACACUACGGAUCAGCUGUGAGCACCAGAGUGAGACUCACAUUGGCAGGUCAAAGCUUUGAUGUUUUUAUGUACUGAAUGUAUGACUCACCUUUUGGGGCAUUUCCUGUUGGUUAAACACUGUAUCAAGAAAUGACUGAAUAUUUAACUAGUUACUAGUUACAUUUGGGACAUUGAUGCCUGCUUCAUUUCUGUAUAAAUGAACCGGCAGCCAGUCUGUGUCAUCAGUUUUUUUUUUUUAAUUUGUUUUUUAAAGCACUCGGGUGUUGAAUGAGCGUGGAGGUUCUCAUCUCAUUAAAAAUGACUCAUUGGAAUACUGAUUGUCUCAUCAGUUUGUUUUAAUAAUUUAACAGUUUACAGUGAGAGGAGGCCAGAUGCAGACAAGCUAGUAGCAGUUCAGGAGAUCAACUUGCAAUCAUCGCAAAUAAAAAUGGCAGAUUUUUCUUCUUUUAAAGCUCUGGUAUAUUGAAAAACCAACACAUACAGUAGCUGCUAUGCUGUGGAAAUCUUGUUUUUCAGCUGCAGGAUUACAUGUUUUUUUUUCUCAGUUGUAAAGAUUUGUGAAAGAUUUCCAUAGCUCAUUUAAUAAAGUCAAACAUUUCAAGAUUAGAGCUUUUUUUUUUGUUUAAACAUACAAGCCAAAAUGAAUCUCGCUUUUGUCUUUAAUCUUUAUCUGCAGCAAAGCACAGGCUUGUUUUGAGCACAAUAUCACACCCACUUUUCAUCCUUUUUUCUGUGUGGAUGGACAAGAUGUUUAGGUUGCCAUAGGAACAUUUUAGAAAAGUAUUUGGCGAUGUGUGUGUGAGUAGGAAUCUAGUUGUCAAGUGAAGAAGCGCUGCUAUUUUAAGCCCCCAAAAUACUUUUGUUCAAGUUUUUCUACUUUGCCCUUCUUUAUUUUUGGGGGGGGAGGGGGGAGAAAGAGACUUAACAGAUUCUAUCUCUGUCUUCUAUGACAUACAAGCAGAAAGAAACACUUCUGACAAAUGAAAAUUCUCAACAACGAGACAGACAGAUAUGAGAGAUUGGAGAAUUUGCCCUGUUCAGGCCUAAUCACACUUCAUGGUAUGAGAGCAUGUUUGGUGCACACAUUAGAAGGAGGAUUAUAGCUCAGAAACAGCAAAACAGAAUCUGCCACACACAAACCUAUUAUUAAACACAUAAAAAUUAGCUGGUUAUCAAGAAACAACACUGACACUGUUACUUAAUCGUGAAAGAACGUAGGAACAGUUAAGACUUAGGGAAUUAAGUGCUGAUCACUUAAAUCUUCAAGUGAGCUCCAAAAGCAGACAAUAAGGUGCAGCAGUAGUG
This is a messenger RNA of Scatophagus argus, 3767 nucleotides long. RefSeq lists its product as uncharacterized. The transcript has 3 exons. The record is from RefSeq and is a predicted model, not a curated record. Gene Ontology annotation, cellular component: ciliary membrane; Golgi apparatus. Bases 1027 to 1530 code for a protein of 167 amino acids. Gene Ontology annotation, biological process: negative regulation of smoothened signaling pathway. NCBI's taxonomy places the organism in Eukaryota, Metazoa, Chordata, Actinopteri, Scatophagidae.